AUGCCCUUUAACUUCCAACACAUAAGCAAGGGGAAUUUAAGCGGUAUCAAGGUUGACUCUAAAACCACAUGUGCCAACAAUUUGCUGAAUUUAACGUCGCAAUUGCGAGAAAAUUAUGACAUAGUGUAUAACUUGCUACCUAUGGCGCGUCUAAAUCACUUUGUUCUUGGCAUUCUCAUCUUGCAAAUAUACGUAUAUGCUGCACCAAGUGACGUCAGCAAGAUCGAAGAAAUUGCCAAAGUAGAAGUAGCUGAACCCAAUGUAGAGCUAGUUGACCCCUAUGUAAAGCAAGCUGACCCUAAAGUAAAAGAAGCGGCCCCUGAAGUAGAAGACGCUGGCCCUAAAGUAGAGGAAUCUGACCCCAAGCUCGAUACAAAAGCAAAAGAAGUGGAAAGCGACAAAAACUCUACUGACACACAGAGACAGAAAAGAUGGUAUAACCCCUAUGGCUUUCCUCCUAUGAACCCGUUAAUAUACCCAAGCUACAAUAAAAGAGAUGAAGGCCAAAAUACUGGAUACUAUGGCGGACAAGACCCAUUAGUACAGAUACACAGACAAAUCCAAGAGAUAGCUAACAUCGUGAGACAGCCUCCUCCACCUCCACCACCACUACACCAUAUCCCCAUAUUUUUCCCAGUUUUAUUCAUUCCUCGUGGUGAUUGCAACUGCAACCCAAAUCCUAGUCCUACUCCGGGACCAGAAACCACAGAAUCUGAUAAAAACGGCACAACACCUUCAAUAAUGAAUCGUUGGCCGGUUAUGGAAGACACGAGACAAAACUGGGGAUUCGUUGUGAAUCAAAGUGACAGUGAUUCGGAAGACGGAGUAGAAUUCAGUAGGCCUAUUUCAUUCGAUCCCAUAAGAUUGAACAGACCAAUGAGACCUCAACCACCCGUAGAACAUGGGAGUGUACAAAGCGAUUCAGGUAAAAGAGAGGAUCAGCCUCAAUCAGAGGCCUCGAGACCAGAAACUCCUGCAUUAAGGCCACCUCCAUCAACCAGGCCUCCACCUUCAAAUAGGCCACAGAAUUCAUCACCUUUUGAUUAUAGACCAACUCCGUUGGCACCUCCGAACGAUAGUAGACUCAACCGAGAGGUGGACGUUUCGCGCAAACCAAAAGAAAAAACACUAAAAUUUGUGCUAAAUCAGAACGGACAGGCCAAACAUAGGAAGGAAUUUAAAAUGGCAUCCUACACAACACUGGUAAUUGUAACGAUGGUACUAGCACAAGCGUUUUGCAGACCCGAAGGUAACAAAAAUAGCAACUAUUCUACAAUAAAACCACCAGCCAGCCUGUCAUACAACGAACUGGUGUACAUUCUACAAGCGAGACACGGUAAAGAUGUUCCAAGGCCGAAGAUUUUGUCUCCAUGUGCUCGAGCGAUUCUCGGCUGCUGCAAGGAUAAUCACAUCAACGAGUCUUGCUCAGAAUCACUCAAUUGUGGAGCAUUUUUCUUCGACGACAAUCCGUGUGACGAGAAAUUCGUGCUAGAUGCUUUAAAAGCGGCUAAGAGUUUUUAUCAGCAACUGUGA
Molecule: messenger RNA, 1533 nt
Organism: Spodoptera littoralis (African cotton leafworm)
Lineage: Eukaryota; Metazoa; Arthropoda; Insecta; Lepidoptera; Noctuidae
Source: the annotation of a GenBank genome assembly